This is a messenger RNA of Calliphora vicina (urban bluebottle blowfly), 2852 nucleotides long. It is a transcript of the gene pHCl-1, whose product is annotated as pH-sensitive chloride channel 1. The transcript is spliced from 14 exons. Gene Ontology annotation, cellular component: plasma membrane; neuron projection; synapse. The coding region runs from base 73 to 2742 and encodes 889 amino acids. Lineage: Eukaryota; Metazoa; Arthropoda; Insecta; Diptera; Calliphoridae. Gene Ontology annotation, molecular function: transmitter-gated monoatomic ion channel activity involved in regulation of postsynaptic membrane potential; chloride channel activity; transmembrane signaling receptor activity. Gene Ontology annotation, biological process: chemical synaptic transmission; signal transduction; nervous system process. The record is from RefSeq and is a predicted model, not a curated record.
UGUUUGCAAAAGACAAUUUCACAUGCAAGAACCUCCUUAGCAUCGAAUGCCCUCGAUUUAAAAAACAAUUUAAUGGAGGUGAUGGCCAAUUGUGCAACAGUGGCCGAGUCUUUGAAGGGCAUUAAUAGACUGUUUAUAAAAAAUUGCCUAAACGAUGGCAUCGUCAGCAACAUUAACAGUAAGAGCAACAGCAACAGCAUCAUCAAUGCAAACAACAACAAAAACAACAACAACAACCAUAAUAAGUCUGAACCAUAUAGAGGCUAUAGUCAGCGAAAACAUCAUUUACUAAAUAAAUCCAAUUACACCUCCUCCUACACUAGUUCUACUACUACUAUUUCUACUUCUGCCACUACCACAACUACUACUAGUAAUUCUUCUACUUCUAUUUCGAAUUCCUGCUCUCUCCACGAUGCCAUUAGCUCAAACAGUCGAUGUAAUAACAUUAACCAUGACAUGAACAUGAACAUUAACAUAAAUAACACUAGCGACACUAGUAGUUGUAGUAGCAGCAACAGCAACAAUAACAACAGCAGCAAACGUUUCAGUAACAACAACUACAAUUGCCAGGCAUCCUCUGCUCAUACAGCUGCCUUCAAUUAUAUUGGUCAAAAUUAUUAUAAUUUUCUACGCAAUACGAUCAAUUUCUAUACCGCCUCCAGUGUUAUUCUGGUCUUAUGUUAUUUGACAUCAACCACAUCAGCUGCAACCACCAAAUCAGAUACCACAUCCGUAGAUAAACAUCCCAUUAAAGGCAUCGAUUGGUCGAAAUUUGACGAGUCAAGUUCAGACAAAGAAAUUUUGGAUUUAUUGUUGGAGAAAAAGCGUUAUGAUAAACGAUUGUUGCCGCCAGUAAAUGAUGAAGACUUUUGCUGUGGAUUGUCAUCACCAGAUAUGGCUACAGAACUAAAUUCAAGGAGACCACAUAGACGCGGUACUCUUACGGUAAAUGUGAACGUUUUACUACUUAGUUUAGCAUCACCCGAUGAGAGUAGUCUGAAAUAUGAAGUGGAAUUUCUGUUGAAUCAACAGUGGAAUGAUCCCCGUUUACAAUAUGGCAACAAGUCACAUUAUGACUUUUUAAAUGCAUUGCAUCAUCACGAUAGCAUUUGGACGCCGGACACUUAUUUCAUUAUGCACGGCGACUUUAAGGACCCCAUUAUACCCAUGCAUUUUGCUUUAAGAAUUUACCGGAACGGGACCAUUACGUACGCAAUGAGACGACACUUAAUAUUAUCCUGUCAGGGAAGUUUACACAUAUUUCCAUUCGAUGAUCCGAAAUGUUCGUUUUCAAUGGAAAGCAUUUCGUAUGAAGAAGCCCAAAUAAAAUAUGUUUGGAAAAAUGAUGAGGAUACUUUACGCAAAAGUCCCUCAUUGACGACAUUAAAUGCAUAUUUGAUUAAAAAUCAAACAACCGCCUGUGAUCAAAAUAGCUGGAGAGGGAACUACAGCUGUCUUAGAGUCGAUUUAAUAUUUACCAGAGAUCGAGCAUUCUAUUUCACCACCGUUUUUAUACCUGGCAUUAUAUUGGUGACGUCAUCAUUUAUAACAUUCUGGUUAGAAUGGAAUGCUGUACCGGCUAGAUCCAUGAUAGGUGUAACAACAAUGUUGAAUUUUUUCACAACAUCCAACGGUUUCCGCAGCACCCUGCCAGUGGUCUCGAAUCUUACAGCGAUGAAUGUGUGGGAUGGUGUUUGUAUGUGUUUCAUUUACGCGUCCCUUCUGGAAUUUGUUUGCGUCAAUUAUAUGGGACGUAAGCGACCACAGCACAAUGUUGUCUAUCGACCCGGAGAGAAUCCUGUUACACAGCGUCUUCCAGCGGUUCUAAGCAGGAUUGGAGUCAUUCUUGCAAGUCCUUUGGAAAUAAUCGAACGAGAAUUUCAUGCUGCUUUAUCGUCUGAAAAGGCUGCAGCAGGUAUUUCGAGUGCUGGAACAAGCAUGGGUGUAACGCCAACACCAGCAACACCCACAUCAGAACCCCUAACACGUGUUCACUUCUACCAGGAGCCAUCUGGAGGAAUAAUUGCAACGGCUGUUCAAAAUCUACGCUCCAGAUCUAUUAGACGCAGAUCACAUGUAGACAAACCCGUUGAGAUGGCCACCAGAGAAACAACCAGUCAGGUGUACGAGCACGUUUAUACGGAACCCGGUGGUGUAACAACAUUUGCAGCUGUACCUUCUAUUACAACUACAACUGUAACCAUUGAAAGUGAUACCACCGACGAUGUGGCCGAACAACCUAAAUUGCGUCGUACCCAGUCAAUGUCGACCAAUACACCGCCAUUAAUUUGCAAAAGCGCAAUUCAAACGGACAUAAAUGGUGAGACCAAAUCAGAACCAGAACCAGAACCCAAGCAUACAGAUGUAGAGCAAAUGCCUAUUAAGCCACCACGUAAGAAAUCGUCACGCUCAACUUCGCCCAGUGCACAAUACGAUGUUUUACAAAGAGAAAUGAUGGAAAUUUCCGGAACCGGAAAUCUUGGUGAAAAGAAACGUGAUGCCGGUGGACCCAAUGAAAUUGUUGCUUGUACCACAUGUGGCGGAAGUAGUGGCAGUCCUUGUACACAUUCAGCCAAUAAUGGUUGCGCAACAGAGACUUGUUUUGUCCAAGUACGCAAGAAAGAGCCUCCACAUCCAAUACGUAUCGCAAAAACCAUAGAUGUAAUUGCUAGAAUUACGUUUCCAACAGCAUACUCCAUUUUCUUAAUAUUUUUCUUUGUACACUAUAAAGGAUUUUCAUAAAAUUAUAAAAAAGAAAGCAAACCAACAAAAUUAUUAAAGCAGAAACAAACAAAAUCAACACUAAAGCUGUUUAUUUUACCGUAACUCACUGCAAAUAAACUAAAAACAAA